GCUGUGGGUGGAAACAGUCCUGGGUGGGGCUCAGGUGCCAAACAUUCCCAGACAAGAACGACCUGAAGAGUGAUUCAGACCUGCAACUGCCUGAGAGAGCAGCAGCACACCUGAGCUCCGGACAGCUUUUACCUGCAGCAUCAUGAGUGAAUCAGCAGAAGCCGUGGCUGCGAACCUCAAGAGCAGUAGAAACGCCACCAUCGAGAUCUUGAACCUCACCAACGGCUACUGCCUCAUCGACCCCAAGGUUUACCUGGAGAGUGGCCACGUGUACAUUCCGCCGCAGCCCACCGUGCGCCCGCAGAAAGUUGAGGUCUGCAACUUCAGCAGGGUCAAAACGUCGGGCGCCGUGGGCGUGUUGACCUACGAUCUGUUCAAGAAGGGAAGCCACAGCGCCGCCGAGAAGAUAGCCAUCAUGUUCUCCGUGCCCCGCGACUACAACAUCUACAAGAACUGGCUGGGCCUGGCCAUUUACAAAGCCGACAAGGAGUGCAACGAGAAGCUGUACAAGGAGAUGUACGAGAGCAAGGAGCAGGUGGGCUUCGUGAGGGAGGAGGCGCACGGCUGCGGGCUCACGUUUGAGGGCAUGAACGUGGACAUCAUGGGCACCAUGUCCCCGAUGGGCCGGGCCAUUGUAAAGGUGGAGAUCUGGGACAAGCUCUUCAACCCACCAAAGACCCAAGGUCCGUACUAAACCAACCAACCAACCAACCAACCACCGACCAUCCAACCAACCGACCGACCAACCGACAAUCCAUCCAACCGACCAAUCAACCACCCAACCGACCAACUAACUGACCAUCCAACCGACCAUCCAAC
This is a messenger RNA of Centropristis striata (black sea bass), 819 nucleotides long. Its product is annotated as DELTA-stichotoxin-Hcr4a-like. The coding region runs from base 143 to 694 and encodes 183 amino acids. Gene Ontology annotation, biological process: monoatomic cation transport; pore complex assembly; cytolysis in another organism. The transcript is spliced from 3 exons. Lineage: Eukaryota; Metazoa; Chordata; Actinopteri; Perciformes; Serranidae. Gene Ontology annotation, molecular function: channel activity. The record is from RefSeq and is a predicted model, not a curated record. Gene Ontology annotation, cellular component: pore complex.